CAGGUGGCCGGGAGCCCGGCGAGCGCCCUGGACGGGCUGGGGCUGCGGCGGUGGCCCGAGCGCGCUCGUAGUCAGGCGCGGCGGGAACGAGGGGCGCACCUCGCCGCGCCCUCGCCCCGCCCCGGGCGCACCUCGCCCCGUCCCAGCCGCCUCCCCCAGCCACGAGCCGCCGCCCGCCCGAAGUCGGAUCCGCACAUGUGCGGAUCGCAUCAGGCUUCAGGCCGCCUGAUGCCUUCUCCAGAUGGAGGAGCCGCCGCCCCGCACCGGCUCCGCCGAGGCGCCCGCGAGGCGAAGGGUGACCGCGGCUUUUCCAGCCUCGCCUCUUCCGGUGGCCCCGAACCGGGAGAGCCCCGCCGCCCCCGCCCUCCUUGCAGUCCCCGCCGUUCUCCGUCUGUCUCCCGGCUGGGCUCUGACUUGCUAGGCGCAGACUCCGCUGGGCCUCCAGGACAGGAGCUGGCAGGCUGCAAGUGAGACCCCAGAUUGGAUGGACCCCAUGGCUUCCAGGAGGGGGCCCUGGCGGCUGCUGAUGGGGGCGGUGGCCAUGCUGUCAACUUUCCUACAGAGCACUUCUGAGAAGUCCCCAGGCGCCUACUUCCUUCCCGAGUUUGCCCUCUCCCCUCAGGGAAGCUUCCUGGAAGACACAACUGGGGAGCAGUUCCUCACCUACCGCUAUGAUGACCAGACCUCAAGAAAUGCUAACUCAGAGGACGACAAAGAUGGCAACUGGGACGCGUGGGGCGGCUGGAGUGACUGUUCCCGGACCUGCGGGGGAGGCGCCUCCUACUCCCUGCGGAGGUGUUUGACUGGCAGGAAUUGCGAAGGGCAGAAUAUCCGAUACAAGACAUGCAGCAAUCACGACUGCCCUGCAGACGCCGACGACUUCAGAGCCCAGCAGUGCUCCGCUUACAAUGACGUCCAGUACCAGGGGCACUACUACGAGUGGCUCCCGCGGUACAACGACCCUGUGGCCCCCUGUGCUCUCAAGUGCCACACGCGGGGGCAGAGCCUGGUUGUGGAGCUGGCGCCCAAGGUCCUUGAUGGAACCCGCUGCCACACGGACUCCCUGGACAUGUGCAUCAGUGGCGUCUGCCAGGCUGUGGGCUGUGACCGGCAGCUGGGGAGCAAGGCCAAGGAGGACAACUGCGGGGUCUGCGCCGGCGAUGGCUCCACCUGCAGGCUGGUUCGGGGCCAGUCGAAGUCCCAUGUGUCUCCCGAGAAACGAGAAGAAAAUGUGAUUGCUGUCCCUUUGGGAAGCCGAAGUGUGAGGAUCACAGUAAAAGGACCUGCCCAUCUCUUUAUUGAAUCGAAAACUCUUCAAGGAAGCAAAGGGGAGCACAGCUUCAGCAGCCCAGGAGUCUUUACAAUAGAAAACACAACAGUUGAGUUUCAGAAGGGCACAGAGAGGCAGACCUUUAAGAUUGCUGGUCCUCUGAUGGCCGACUUCAUUUUCAAGACCAGGUACACAGUGGCCAAGGACAGCACGGUCCAGUUCUUCUUUUACCAGCCCAUCAGUCAUCAGUGGAGACAGACUGACUUCUUCCCCUGUACAGUGACGUGUGGAGGAGGCUACCAGCUCAACUCUGCGGAGUGCGUGGAUGUCCGUUUGAGGAGGGUGGUUCCUGACCACUACUGUCACUACUACCCGGAGAACAUCAAGCCAAAGCCGAAGCUGAAGGAGUGCGCCAUGGACCCCUGCCCAUCAAGCGAUGGAUUUAAGGAGAUCAUGCCCUAUGACCACUUCCAGCCUCUUCCCCGCUGGGAGCACAACCCUUGGACAGCGUGCUCCGUGUCCUGUGGGGGCGGGACGCAGCGGCGGAGCUUCGUGUGCGUGGAGGAGUCCCUGCACGCCGAGAUCCUGCAGGUGGAGGAGUGGAAGUGCAUGUAUGCGCCCAAGCCCAAGGUGAUGCAGACUUGCAACCUCUUCGAUUGCCCCAAGUGGGUCGCCAUGGACUGGUCGGAGUGCACCGUGACCUGUGGCCGAGGCUUGCGUUACAGAGUUGUUCUGUGUAUCAACCAUCUCGGCCAGCACGUCGGCGGCUGCAACCCACAGCUGAAGCUGCACAUCAAGGAGGAGUGUGUGGUCCCUGUCCCUUGCUACAAACCCAGAGAAAGAAAUCCCGUGGAAGCUACGCUACCUUGGCUGAAGCAAGCCCAAGAACGAGAGGAGAUGAGGAUAGCAACGGAAGACCCCACGUUCAUCCCGGACCCUUGGUCAGAGUGCAGUGCCACGUGUGGGCCGGGCGUGCAGGUGCGUGAGGUGAAGUGCCGUGUGCUCCUCACGUUCACACAGGCGGAGACUGAGCUUCCGGAGGAGGAGUGUGAGGGGCCCCGGCUGCCCACUGAGCGGCCAUGCCUCCUGCGGGUCUGCGGCCCAGGCCCUGCUGCCCUGACACCGGGCGUCGCUCUGCGUGACGGCGAGACCACAUACGGCUGGGAGUACGCCGGCUUCACCCCGUGCACGGCCACGUGCCUGGGAGGCCAUCAAGAAGCCAUAGCAGUGUGCUUACAUACCCAGACCCAGCAGGCGGUCAACGACAGCUUGUGUGACCAGGCCCACCGUCCUCCUGCCAUGAGCCAGGCAUGUAACACGGAGCCCUGCCCGCCCAGAUGGCAUGUGGAAGCCUGGGGUCCCUGCUCAGCCUCCUGCGGCGUGGGGAUCCAGACCCGGGAGGUGCAGUGUCUGCAUCCAGAGGCCUCCCCGGCCCCUCCAGAGGAGUGCAGGGGGGAGAAGCCGCAUGCACUACGAGCAUGCAACCAGUUUGAUUGCCCUCCACGCUGGCAUAUUGAGGAGUGGCAGCAGUGUUCCAGGACAUGUGGUGGGGGCACUCAGACCCGAAGAGUCACCUGUCGGCAGCUAUUAACAGAUGGCAGCUUCCUGAGCCUCUCCGACGAGUUGUGCCAAGGACCCAAGGCAUCGUCCCACAAGUCCUGUGCCAGAACUGACUGUCCUCCCCACCUGGAGGUGGGGGACUGGUCCAAGUGCUCCGUCAGCUGUGGUGUUGGGAUCCAGAGGAGGAGGCAGGUAUGUCAGAAGCUGACGGCCAGGGGCCUGCGUGUCCUGCUCAGCGAGGCUGCGUGCAAGGGUCUGACCGGCCCCCCUGUAAUGAGAGCUUGCCAGAUGCGUAUGUGUGGGGAAAUAGAACCAGAGACAAAGCCGGGACUUAGAGGUCGGGAUCCUGAGAUUCUCAGUGUGCGAAGAGUCUACAUCCAGACCCGGGAGGAGAAGCGGAUCAACCUGACGGUCGGGAGCCGGGCUUACCUGCUGCCCAACACUUCCGUGAUCAUCAAAUGCCCUGUGCGCAGAUUCCAGAAAUCUCUGAUCCAGUGGGAGAAGGAUGGCCGUUGUCUGCAGAACUCGAGACAACUGCGUGUCACAAAGUCAGGCUCCCUGAAGAUUCACUGCCUUGCAGCUGCAGACAUUGGCGUAUACCGGUGCAUUGCCGGCCCGGCUCAGGAAACAGUGGUUCUCAAGCUCAUUGGCACCGACAACCGGCUCCUGGCACACCCAGCUGUCCGAGAACACGCGAGGGAACAUUCCGGGAUGGACCAUGGGGAAGCCAAUAGCUUGGGAGCCACAUGGCAUAAAAUGCGGCAAGCGUGGAGUCACAAAAAUGAGCUUUACCUGCACGAUGGCCAAGUCGACCAGCAGCCAUUCUUGAGAGCUUUGCUUGGCCCCUGCAGCCAUGGCUCUGCAGGCAGCAGUGAUCCCUGGGGCCUUGAGAACAAGCAGUUUGAAGCGGCAGUGCAGCAGGGAGCCUACAGCAUGGAUACAGCCCAGUUCGAGGAACUGAUCAGGAACAUGAGUCAGCUGCUGGAGACGGGAGAGGUCAGCGAGGACCUCGCAUCCCAGGUGAUAUACCAGCUGGCUGCCGAGCUGGCUCAGGGGCAGCCCGCGUUGGUGCCACAGAGCCCCGGGGACGAGGAGCCCCUUGCUGCCCCGCUUGGAGGGCAAGCAGGAAGCCGGCCCCAGAGCGGCUCCAGGCCCAGCUCAGGCAAGCUGACCUUCAGGCCCAGAGGGCCCGUGCUCCUAAGGCAGACCCAGCCCUCUGCUGUCUCCUUCAAUGAAACCAUCACCGCCAGGAUCGGAAAUACUGUGUACAUCACAAACAAGACGGAGGCCAUCAGCAUCCUGUGUGACCUGCUGGUCCCCACCGAUGCCACGUACACAUGGACCAAGGAUGGGGCACUACUGCAGCCCUCGGCAGGGAUAGUCAUGGAUGGAGCUGAGAAGAUACAGAUCCGGAAGCUGUCCAGGAAGGAACAAGGAAUCUAUGAAUGUUCUGUGGCUAAUCGUCUGGGCUCGGAUGUGGAGAGCUCUUCUGUGCUCUGGGCAGAGGCGCCUGUCAUCUUGUCUGUUGAAAGAAACGUCACCAAACCAGAGCAAAGUCACCUCUCAGCCGUGGUGGGUGGCAUCGUGGAGGCAGCCCUGGGAGCAGAUGUGACUCUCCAGUGUCCCGUGAGAGGUGUCCCCCAGCCUGACAUAACAUGGUCGAAGAGAGGAAGACCCCUCGGUGACAAUGUUUCCUUGCUUCUCAAUGGCUCCCUGUUGUUGCAGAAUGCCUCGCUUGAACAUGAAGGAACCUACGUUUGCACAGCCGCCAAUGCCCUGGGUGAGGCAGCGGCCACCUCUGUGCUCUACUUGCUGGAACGAAGAUGGCCAGGCAGCAAUGUGUUUCCUAAAGGGCAUCGGAAGGGAAUUCCCUUGGCCUCCACCCCCAGAUCCAACAGCAGUGACCCAACAAGACUCCUGACCCAAGAGCCUUUCUGGGAGCCUGGUCCCUGGACCCCCUGCUCCGCCACCUGUGGCCACAUGGGAGCCCGCAUUCAGAGGCCUCGGUGUGUGGGGACCAGCGGACAGGAAGUGGGCCAGGCCCUCUGUGCUCACCUCCAGAAGCCACGGGCCAGGUUUCAGCUCUGUGAUGCCCGGGACUGCCCGGCCAGGUGGUUCACCAGUGUGUGGUCAGAGUGCUCUGUGCCUUGUGGCCAAGGGUUCCACAGCCGACAGGUGACCUGCAAGAGGAAGAAAGCCAACGGCACCAUUCAAGCAGUGUCACCCCAAGCAUGCGCCUCCAAAGUCCGGCCCCCCGGGAGGAAGCCGUGUUCCAACCACCCAUGUGACCAACGGGUACCCAGGCCGGAGAGCCAGUGUCCUGCACGCUGCCUGGGCCGUGCCAGGGGGAUACAGCGGCGUCACGUUGCGUGUGGACCCCACAACAACUCCUCAAGGCCGGACUGUGAUGCCAGGAAGAGACCGCCCUGGAGGGGGAACUGCACGGCAGGGGCUUGUGACGCCUGCUGGCGCCCCAGCCCUUGGAAACCCUGCACUGCAGCCUGUGGCCGAGGCUUCCAGUCUCGGAAAGUCCACUGCGUCCACUCCAAGACCUGCCAACCCGUGGCCGAGAGACACUGUGUACAGAUACACAGACCACCCUCCUGGAGACACUGCCGGGGGCCUGCCUGCGACAGAGACUGCACAGACACAACUCAGUACUGUUUGUUCGUGAAGCGCCUUCAGCUGUGUUCUCUGGACCUUUACAAACAGAGCUGCUGCCGAUCGUGCCGAGAAGGCUAGACCUCUGGUGAUGCCACUGUGAGGGUCAGAGGACGGGAAAGCAAUCUUUCCCCUUCUUAAAGACUCCAGAUUCUGUGCUCAGAGGCGGAGGCAAAAAGAGCCACGUUGAGGUUAGGUAAAGUGGAAACCUUUCCCACCAGCAAUUCUGAAUUCAAUCCUUGUAAAUGACACGUUCCAGGAUGAAUGUAAAAAAAAAAAAAGAAAGAAAGAAAUCACAGCCAUGCACAUGGGCCUUCAGCACACAUCUGUGUGACUGGGAACUGGCCAAGGUCCUAAGCAGAGCAGGGCCUGAUGGGAGUUGUCACCCGCGCUGAAGACUCAGCAAGCGACAACUCCCUCUUCUCUCAAGCUGUAGACUUCCAACACGUUUAUAAGGUGUUUAUGUUUUCAAAGCUCGGGCCAGUAGCUUUUUGGAUGUUGGCACUAAUGACAUUUUCUUUUUCACAGAUCCUUAAAUUUAGCUGUGAAAGAGACAUGGUCUCACAGGCAGGUCUGUGUGCAAAGCAUGGUAUCCUGUCCCCUGGGGCAUCCCUGGGCGGCAACAGAGCAGCUGUAGCUGCCACUCUUGUGGCUCAGCCGUCUGUGGAGGACGAGGCAUCUUGGAAAUCAAAGAGGACACAGUAGCCUCCUCUACUGAUUUUGUAGUGUAUUCAAAGCUUUGUUUUUAAGAGCUGUGAAUGGAAUUUUUUUAAGCACUAAAAAAAAAAAAAUCAAAGCCUUAUUAGAACUAAUUUAUGCAUAAAGUAGUAUUCCUGAGGAUUUUUAUUUUGGAAAGUUUAUAAGAAAGUAAUCUAAAUAGCUUGUUUAUAGCAGAAAUUUGUUUUAAUUUGAGCUGAUUUUUCCAGGAAAUCCAAAGUGAAUUAGGGUUAGACUGGAAGUUAUAGAACUAAGAAUUAAGUUAUACUUUUAGGAUCUGGGUUAGGCUUUCAAGAGAAAGGGUUAUAAAGGUGAGUUUUAGAGUUAGGAUUAGGGUGAAUGAGAAAGGGAGGCUAGAGUUGGCUAGUUGGUAGGGGUUAGGACCAGGUAGGAGUGGGUGGGUCUGGGUUUAGAUUGAGGCCAGUGCCAGCGUUGACGACAGGGUAAAGGGCCGAGGUACCUUUGGUCAGCUUGCUGCUGGUUAGCUUAAGUGGUGAGUUCUAAAGCUGAUGUGAUUAUGGGAACUUCCUGGCAUUCUUCCAGAUAUGACUUUAGAUGGUACCAAUCAGCUGCCAUGCUUUUUCCCUCAGUGCCCUAGCUAACUGCCUGUAGGCAGGCAGGCAGGCAGGCAGGCAGGCAGGCUGGCUUUCAGGGCCUGGGUGCCUCAUCUGUAAGAACACGUGCGGUGCAACUUGGCUUUGGGUUUGUCUGUGGCUUUGUCUGCAUUGUGAGUGCAGGUCUCUUUCAUUCUCACCUCAGCUGCAUGGACACUAGGACAGGCACUGCCAUGUGGGGAGGUUUGGUGGCUGGGAGUGGUCCGGGACCAGGAGGAGGACACAGCCCAGGAGUGGGUAGUCGCCUAUCACAUUGGAUGGAUGAUGGUUAUUAAGCUAAAGGAAUGAUCAUGUGUAAAAUACUCUGUAAAUAUUUAUAUGACUUAAAGGUGCAAUAUUUUAUUUUGUACAAUAUGUAAUAAAGACAUGGAACAUAUAUUUUUAUUACUAACAAAAUUUCUUGUUACACCCCUUUGCCUUUGUAUUUAAGGUUAAAAGUAACUCAUUUGCUGUGAUGCUUUUAUUAUCCUUCGAAGGACAUUCCUGUGUACUGUAUUUUACUACUGUUUUCAUGAGAGUCAUAUUUCAUCUUUUAUGAUCCUUCAGAAACUCAGAAAUAAAUUCCCUUUUGUUAUUCAGCGGCA
Molecule: messenger RNA, 7406 nt
Organism: Perognathus longimembris pacificus (Pacific pocket mouse)
Lineage: Eukaryota; Metazoa; Chordata; Mammalia; Rodentia; Heteromyidae
Gene: Adamtsl3
Product: ADAMTS like 3
Exons: 30
Coding region: 485-5572 (1695 amino acids)
Biological process (GO): extracellular matrix organization
Cellular component (GO): extracellular matrix
Molecular function (GO): metalloendopeptidase activity
Source: RefSeq, a predicted model, not a curated record